This is a messenger RNA of Bombyx mori (domestic silkworm), 5324 nucleotides long. It is a transcript of the gene Vps8, whose product is annotated as vacuolar protein sorting-associated protein 8 homolog. The transcript has 10 exons. Lineage: Eukaryota; Metazoa; Arthropoda; Insecta; Lepidoptera; Bombycidae. The record is from RefSeq and is a predicted model, not a curated record. Bases 147 to 3515 code for a protein of 1122 amino acids. Gene Ontology annotation, molecular function: protein binding. Gene Ontology annotation, cellular component: HOPS complex; late endosome. Gene Ontology annotation, biological process: protein targeting to vacuole; endosomal vesicle fusion.
CAUUUGCACAGCCGCUAAGUUUGCGAAUGAAUGAUUGACGGCCCUUCACAUGCGCGCAAACAUUCGUACAAUGUACGAUGUACGAAUAUUUGCGCGCAUGUGAGUGGCCGGCAUUAGAUUAGUAAUAAAAAACAAUAGUUUUUAAAAUGGAUCUACUAAAAACACCGUCUGUUCAGUCAUUGUUAGAUUCUGACUUAGAAUCCGUAGAAAGCCUUCAAUAUCUAGAUAUAGAAGAGCUAGAUGAAAUAGAAUAUGCUCUCCCUGCCAUUGAUGCACCAACACUAGCUGAAGUCUUGUGUGUGUCAGAAGAAGAAGAAAUUAAAAAUGUACAAAAUAAAGAAGAACCAGUUUCUUGUUCACCACUACAGAUUGAUUUUUUACAAGCAGUCUCCCAACAACUUAUACAAGCACAGGAGAGGUCUUCAACAGGAUUUGCUACUGUCUUAAGUACUGGCACAGAGGGAAAACUAACUGUAGGAACAGCUCAUGGUCAUCUCCUUUCUUUCUAUGAACAAACUUUAAGAUGGGUGUGUGAUCAGAAUACAGACGUUGGUGCAGUUUCUUGUUUAUCCUACAACAAGGAUAGUACACGGCUUCUUGCUGGAUAUGCAAGAGGGCUCAUAUGUCAAUAUGAGAGUAUUAAAGGAACAGUACUAAGGCGUUUAACUCUGGGUGGUGAAUUAUGGGGUAUUUUAAGAGUAACAUGGGCAGGUACUUCAGGGCUUGCGCUUGAUACAGGUGGAUCAGUUUGGUUGAUCAAAUUCUCAAGACCGUUAGGAGUUCGUUCAGCACGUACUUCUUGUUUAUUUUCUGGUGCUAGAGGAGAAGUCGUUGCCAUGUCAGCACGUGAUGCGCGUAUAUUAGCACUCGCAACACUUUCACGUGUAAUAAUUGUAGCGGGUGGUUGCGCCGCAGGGGUGAAACUGAGUGGUCCUCCUGAUACUCUUCCUGUUAUAGAAUGGUCUGAGACAGAUAACCGAAUAUUGAUCUGCGCCCGCGCUAAUACUUUACAAUGGCUAUCAGUUCACAUUACAGGGUCGUCUAUAUCAUUACGACCGCUACACCGGGCUGAGCUAAAAAUGCCGCCUUUAUGGCUCGGAUGGUUGGGAGGAAAUCUGGCAAUUCUUGAUUCGGAUGAGAAAUUACGAAUUUGGGGAGAUGAAUACGAUAAACCAUUAGAUUUAUCUUACAUUGAACCUGUUUAUGCUUCAGCAUUUUUUAAAGGUCAUUGGACAGACGGACGUGUUUCCAGAGCAUUGUGUACAGCUGGCGUCAAUGCUCUGGGAGGAGCAUCCAUCGCAAAUGGUACACUAUCUUUAUUAGGCCGAAAAGGUGUGGUGCGGGUCAAUCCACGCGAUCUUCUAGCGAGAGUACAAGCAUUUCUGACGUCUGGCCGCUAUUUACAAGGGCUGCGGCUGUUAUGUGGUACACAAGGAGCGGAAGCUACAGCGAUAGCUUCUCAAUUUAUUGACAAUAUAUGCGCCAGACCCCAUAUAUUAGGCAAUAAACACAUUGCCGACCAAACAGUCAAAAUAUGUCUGAAAUUCGGAUUAAACGAGGAAUUAUGGGGAAAACUGUGGGAGCAAUGUUCUAGCGAAAAAGAAUUCGUUGAAGCGCUAGGGGACGCAAUAGUGCGCGAUGAAUUAUCUGUCGCACCACCUUCACCAGAUUGCACACAGGCACUGAUUGAGCGUCUGGCGGAGUUUGAACCAGAAUUAGUAGAGAGAGUUCUGGCUUCUCUCCCCCUCACGUCUCUGGACCCGCAUCGUGCGAGCGUAUUCACACGGGAGAAAGGUCUUUGGCGCGGUGUAGGUGCGAUCGCCGCGGCUUUGGGUGGUUGUGCGGGCGCGAUGCGGGAGCUGUGCGCGCACACGCGGCGCUCGUGCGGCGCGCGCUGCGAGUGUGCGGGCGCGGCGCUGCUGGUGACGGCGGCCGACGCGCUGGCGGGCCGGGCGGCCGGCGGCCGGGACCUCCCGUCCCAUGCGCGCCCUUCAGCAAGACACGACGCUCUACACGCGCUGCUCUCCGACGAGGGUGGUGAGGGAGGUCGGUCCCCGCUGCGCGUGCUGACGGAGCACGACGGGAGCGCGGCGGUGCGGUUGUUGGAGCAGAGCGCUCGCGACCCUCCCUUCGCCGGACCCCUCGCCAAACAAAACCGGCUGCGGGUCGCAAGACAUCUCCUCGCCUUUGCCAAAGAUUUACCGCAUCCAGAUGAUAGAACGGAAAUUUUAGAAUUUUUAACCGGUCAAUUAAAUUCCGGGGCCCUUCCGAACGACCCCGAGGUGUUAAAGGAGUUGGAGGAAGUGGCGCGCGGCACGCGGGGGGAGCGCGCCGACCGCGCCUGGCUCGCCCUGCUGCAGCGCGCGCCCCCGCGCCGCCCCGCGCUGCACGACCGCCCGCGCAUACUCUGCCGCCUCGAUGUACUGCAAGCACAACACCAAACCGUCCUCCCUUUAUUUUUUAAAAUAGAAGAACCCUCGGAUGUUGACAUUGAUGAACUUUAUGAAUACCUGAGAUGUCGCGUUAGCGCGGGGCCGGAGGCAAAAGAGCAGAUCGAACCGUAUCUAUCAAGACUGAUCGUACUAAGACCGCGGGCGGCCGCCGCCUUGUUUGGUGAGAUUUUCGAGAAUUCGAUCGCAACCGUUCUUGCUUCACUGGCGAACGUCGAAGCCGUAGAAUUUGCUGAGUCUCUAAAAACAUGUGGCCAUCUCAAAGGCGAUGCCGCCGCCGUACACGUUCGAAACUUGUGCAUUCUUCGUCCUGACCACGUCCAGAAUUUUUUACGGGAAAACGUCGGCAUAGUCAGACCUGAAGAAGCCCUUUCGAUUGUGCGGGAACUCGGACCAGAAGAUGCGGUACCUCACUGUUUAGAGGCGGCCGGAGACCCAAGUGCCGCGCUCGACGUCCUGCUGCGCCUGGCCGCCUCCACCGACGAUAGAAUCUUGGCAACGCGAUACGCACUCGAAGCCGGUGACUUGUGCACCCGCGUCACGCCGACCGUUCCUCCGUCCGUGGCCACGGACAUGUGGGCCCGGUUACUGAAAAACGCAAAGUUCGCGCCUCCCGCUCUCAUUUUAGAGGCGGUCGCACAUUUACCCGUCGACGCAGCCGUCGAUAAAACUUGCGAAUCAUCAGAAGUAGCUUUGGCGAUUCUGGCCUGCGCUGCCAGCAGACGAAGCGGGUGGGCAUGUGCGGCAAGGAUAAUGGGCAGAGAGGCUCACGAAGCACUAGCUCUAGCGCUGAGAAAGGCGGGUCGUGGCCGGGCUGUGCGCGGGCGGUGCGUGCGGUGCGGCGCGCAGCUGUCGCGUGACGCGGCGGUGCUGGCGACGCACUGCGGCCGCGCCUGCCACGCGACGUGCGGCGCCGAGCCUCGCUGCGGUUGGUGCGGCGCCCGCGCGUCCGACGAUGUAUUCUCCUUCAACACGCGUUCCCCACGUCGCCCGGCAUCGCCAGCAACAGAAUUUACCUUAUUAUUGGUCGCUCCGCCGAGACCGGACUUAGAAGGCUCAGUGUGAUCAGAUGACAUCGGACAGCUAUAGGAUAACUGAUGUUUCGAGUUAAUAAAUGAUUAAAAAAGUAUCAAAUGUAACUACGUAAUACUUUCAAGUACGAUAAUGGUAACGAUAUUCACGUCAUAGUCAAAUAAAAAUAUGUUUUCGAAGCAAAUAAUAUAUUUUCGCUCGUUUAUUUAUCAUACGGCUGUUUCAUCUCGAAGCUUGAAAUCUUAAUCAAUACUUAUGUGAUCAGUAUUUUCGCGAGAGCGUAAGGUCGUGCGGUACUAAGCCAGUGCAUGGCACAUUUCGCUAUUUUUCGCCUAGGGAGAACUGGCACUGUACCGACCAUCCGCCAGUUGCCGGAUCCGGACGAUAACUGCACAUGUGCAUCUCGCCUACUACGAGCACAAUAACUUAGCAGAUUUAAAACGUUAGAUUUGUUAUUUUAUCUCCUACCUACGCCGAAAGUUCGGUUUUCCUCCCGCUGUACAGGGAAGAAAGUGUAACUUUUCCUCCCUGGGUACUGACAAGUGCGCAUGCGCGUUAGUGUCUACGUCUGCUCUCGCGCACCUAAAAUUUUCCGCCAUUGUUGUGCUCGGUUAAUUUGCAAUAUUGUGUUUAGUGUAAAAAUGAAAUAAACAAAACGCAAUAAAAUUUUGUAUUGAAGUAUUAAACAAAGAUGAGUACAUCAGACAGUUCUUAUUCAAUUAGUAGUAGUUUAUUCAAAAAUUUAAAAACAGUUAAAUUGUUUUUUUAAGAGCAUGGGGGCUCCGCCCCCCCUACCCUCCACCGGGGCUUCGCCCCUGGUACCCACCCGGUUCGGUACUCCACGAACUUUCGGCCUGGUAGGAGAAAAUAUAGUAUGUGCACCGCGAGAAAAAAGUAGGACAUCUCAUCCCGCGUGUUUAGCAAUUUUCCACGCGGGAGGAAAUUUCCUACUUUUCUCCCUUGGUGCACAAUGUACUAUUUUCAUUGCGAAAUGUUUCUGUGCACUAAUAAGUAAAAUAACGCUAAUAGCAGCUAAGACGUGUUUCCGUCCAUUUGUCGGUUUUUAGCGCAGGGCAAAAGUUUCGCUUUGGACUCGGUUCUACACAGCUAUGACUUGUGAAUGUAAGUAACCCUUGUGACAUAGGUACGUUUUUUUUUCCUUCCUAAGCUGAUAGCCUUGAGAGGCUCUUUCAACGUAACCUUAACUUGUAGGUGAGCUCACGGGGCUUAAACCUGACGACGUUGCUAACACGAACCCUAGCAAGAGCCGUACUUCGCAGAAUCUACCACCGGAACGGAAACGCAACCCACUGAGAAGAUCCGGCAAGAAACUCAGUGGGCUGUGUCUGUGGGUUAAUUUACUCGCCGAGCCCUUCGUCGCAAGCGACGGGUUCGACGAGAACGAUGACCGGUGCUUGAGGUACCUAAAAGCACCGUUAGUGGACCGGGAGGAUCCGGAAUGACGUGUGACGUUUGGGUGACGUCGAUUGCUUUACAUUCCGUCCGCAGGAUCGGGAAUGAUACGUAGGUAUCGGUCAUGCGUUAAAGGAAAUCGCAGAAAGCUGGGCACUUAGUUAUUUUUUAACAGCAAGUCAUACCUGCAUUCCUAACGAGUUUCUGAGAGAGUGCUCGUGGUUGCAUAAUGACGAAAGCUGCUUAAGGUCAUUCCUGGGUGCAAAUUAUAAAAAAAUUAAGAAAAUUCUAUGACAAAGUCUAAUUGUGUAACUAAUUAUGUAAUAACGUGUAACAUAAAAUGUAUGAAAACACAACUCCUAAUAUUUACCUGUUGUUAUUUGUUUUCAAAUCUAUUGGCAUUAUAUUAAUUGUAAUUGAAAAUUAUAA